Messenger RNA from Mycena indigotica, 765 nucleotides. RefSeq lists its product as uncharacterized. The record is from RefSeq and is a predicted model, not a curated record. The transcript is spliced from 4 exons. Gene Ontology annotation, biological process: mycotoxin biosynthetic process. Lineage: Eukaryota; Fungi; Basidiomycota; Agaricomycetes; Agaricales; Mycenaceae. The coding region runs from base 1 to 765 and encodes 254 amino acids.
AUGCCCAAGAUGGCUCAUGCAUACGCCAAACUCCCUGAAAUUGACUCUUGUGAAGGCAUGUUGCCCCAAGGCCGCGGACGUGACUCGAGGCUUCAAACUUUCGGCGCGCGGAACUAUCUUUUCUGGGUUGCCUUCAUUACCUCUUUCUUGGUCAACAUUAGAUUUGCGUGGUUGCAGUAUUUUUCUACGCCUCUGGCUCUAGACGUACAGUUUGGAUUAUACUCACCCGCUCAAUCUGCCAUCAAGCAUGAGCUGGUCAAAUUCUCACGUGGAAUUAAUGAAGAUGUUCAAAUCUACGAACGACAGCCCUCAAAAGCGGUCGACGACGCAUGGGCCGCUCUCUACGCCCACGCCGAAAUCCGCAUCCCGAAAUCUGAGGCAGCAAAACUGCCCAACGCAACCUGGCCCAUCCACAACGAUCCAGGCUACUACUUGAUUUCUCUAGAGGUCUUUCACCAACUGCAUUGUCUGGACAUGAUACGGCAGCAACUUCAUCCAGGGCAUGGCUACCCGCACAUUCCCAACACCCACAUUCGACACUGCAUCGGGGCCAUUCGACAGGCGCUGAUGUGUCAUGGAGACACUACCGCUGUUGUGAUGCAAUGGUCGGAGGAGGCAGCCGAAGCCAUAGAGGUCGACGAUAUAGUGCAUCACUGUCGGGACUAUGGAGCUAUUCAGGGCUGGGCAAAGAUGAAUAGGAUGCGGUCCCCUCGCCCCAAUCUAACCAUAUACGUGGAGCCCGAGUUGGAUAUUGCUAGCUUCUAG